CUUCGCACCACCAUCUUGAAAUGCAAUGUCAUCGGCGCGUCUCGUACCUCGUUCGUAAGCGCUCGUAAGUAAAAGGUGGCGGAGAGUCGGUCACAAGAGGGUCUCGUGCAACGGCAAUUUUCCUUUUCUAUCGGCAAACAUGUCGAGUGGUGCGCUUUUCGGCAAUAACGCUUCGCGCGGCGCCUCGAAAAACCUCGUGGAGUUCAAGGCUGGCAAAAUGACCGUGAAAGGCAAGAUGGUUUAUCCGGACACGCGAAAGGGCCAACUCUACGUCUACCAGUCCGACGACUCGUUAAUGCACUUCUGUUGGAAGGACCGGACGAGCGGAGUCGUGGAAGACGAUUUAAUUAUCUUCCCUGACGAUUGCGAAUUCAAGCACGUUCCCCAGUGCAAGACCGGCAGAGUGUAUCUUCUGAGAUUCAAGUCGUCGAAUAAGAAAUUCUUCUUUUGGCUACAGGAUCUCAAAACUGAUAAAGAUGAGGAGCACUGCAGAAAAAUUAACGAUGUACUUAAUAAUCCACCGACCCCGGGAUCCCAGAGGAGUGGCAGUACCAACGCCGAAGGGGAUCUGCAGAAUUUAUUAAACAACAUGUCGCAGCAACAGCUCAUACAGUUGUUCGGCGGCGUUGGCCAGAUCGGUGGCCUGGGUAGUUUAUUAGGUACAAUGAAUAGACCGCACGGUGUUCAGAGUACAAGGGCUUCCACUACGACUUCAUCCACUCCAGCCACUACAAACGUGACUAGACCACCCCAUUCGUUGACUCCUGGACCUAAUGCGGACUCGAAAUCUUCGAGUAAUAAUAAAUCGUCCACGAGAACAACAGCUCCGUCCACGCCGGCUGCGUCAGUGGCAGCUCCAAGUAAUAGAAUACAACUUAGCGAUUUGCAGAAUUUUCUAUCGGAAAUUCCGACGCCACCUCGGACGGAGCCAACUGUGCAGAGGGGCGUAGCGACAGAGCUGACCAACGCUAUACCAGCGGCGAUCUCUACGACGGAGAGCCUGGAGAGUGUCAUGAACGUGCACUUGCCGGCCGGGGACAACCUGUCUACCACGCUAUCGUCUCCCCAGUUCUCCCAGGCGCUAUCAAUGUUCUGGUCUGCUUUGCAGUCGGGCCAGGCGGGCCCUGUCAUCCGUCAAUUCGGCUUGGGACCGGACGCCGUCAAUGCCGCGGCCAGUGGAAACAUCGAAGAAUUCGUCAGCGCACUGGAGUCGGAAGCGAAGAACGGCCAGGGACAGCAAGCGCAACAGGGACAAGACGACAAGAAUAAGAAGCAAUCACCACCGGCCGCUAGUCCCGAUAAGAAGGACGAUGACGACGAAGGCAUGGCUUUAGAUUAAGGAUAGGAUUUGUACGCGUCUCUCGUGCGUCAGACGUUUCGCUUUUCUAUUCAGAAACCAUGCGUUGCAUGUUAUGUUACGAUGAAUCUAUAUACGAAAUAAAAAAAAAUCUCAAUGGACGCAUUUUUCGAAAUAAUUUAGAUAUAUACAUAAUAUAAUUUCGAUAACAUACUUUUUGGACGUAUAUGUAAACGUUUUUUCCAAGCACUCGAGAAUCUGGUACUUUUACUUUUAUUCAUGAGAGAUUAGCAAACACAUCGAUCAAAUAGAAACAGGAGAUUCAUCACGCGCUAUUAAAAUUACACAUAUGUACGAAAAAUUAAUAUACUGGACAUUUUGUAUACA
Molecule: messenger RNA, 1684 nt
Organism: Temnothorax curvispinosus
Lineage: Eukaryota; Metazoa; Arthropoda; Insecta; Hymenoptera; Formicidae
Gene: Rpn13
Product: proteasomal ubiquitin receptor ADRM1-B
Exons: 5
Coding region: 140-1339 (399 amino acids)
Biological process (GO): ubiquitin-dependent protein catabolic process
Cellular component (GO): nucleus; cytoplasm; proteasome regulatory particle, lid subcomplex
Molecular function (GO): proteasome binding; ubiquitin binding; endopeptidase activator activity
Source: RefSeq, a predicted model, not a curated record